AAAUCAAAAAUGACAUGUGUGAUGGUAGCCAUUUUACUAGCAAACAGGGGCGUGUCUAGCAUUGGGGCGUGGCAUAAUAAAAUGUCUACCGACUCUGAAGACAAAUUCGAGUUCACUCUGGUAACUCAUUAUAAUCCUCUUCAAGAUAUAGAGACCAAAUUCAGAGAGACAAUAGAAUUAUUUGAGAAAUGGGGGAUGAGUACUAGUCGUAUGAAAAGUCACACCUUCUUUUUUAACAAGUUUUUCCAACCUUAUCAGAGAGAGGCAUUUGCAAAAGAUUUUUUUGCAAGCUCAGUAGUAAGCAGCACAUUACAAGUAUUAACACCAUUAGAGCAAUGGGUAUCACUGUGAGUCAUAUUUUAGUCACAUGACAAUCACAUGACCUUAUUAUACACCGACACAUCAGUGGAUAAAGUUACUGUUGAACAAGUCAAUGCAAGUAUAAUUAAUAUGGACUUCUUUGAUAGACUAUAUACGUUAUGUCAUAAUGAUGUCAUAUUUAUUACCAUAUAAGGUGCUGUGAGAGAGAGCAGUGGUAGCAUUGUCAAGUGUUUUGAUGAGAUGAUUGACGAGUUUUUGGUCUCUGAUGAACUCAGAAAAGUUAGUGAUCCAGUGUAUGUGUCUUUAUAUUCAACUGAAGAAAGAAACGAGUUUCUGUUUAAAAUAUUUACCCACAUUGUACUAGGAGGACCAGUCAACCAGGUGAGCAUCUA
Amphimedon queenslandica is the source of this 713-nucleotide messenger RNA. RefSeq lists its product as uncharacterized. The record is from RefSeq and is a predicted model, not a curated record. Bases 10 to 351 code for a protein of 113 amino acids. The transcript has 5 exons. Lineage: Eukaryota; Metazoa; Porifera; Demospongiae; Haplosclerida; Niphatidae.